ACUGCACCGGGACCCCAUAACCGCUUCCCACAGAGCCCCAACGGGACCCCCCCAUCCCGAGACCGCCUCUGACCUCCCCUUUUAAGCCUCUUUAGCGGCUGAUCCGCGGUCAUUAACAUCCGUGCCCGGCACCGGGCUCCGUUCCCGAGCCCUCAGCGCUCUGCCCAUGGCCGCCCUCUUCACGGGCAAGGUCCUGGUGUCCAACCGGGAACGGGACGAGGUGGAAACGGAGCAGGAGCUGCAGCGGGCGCUGGACAACAAGGUCCUGCUGCUGUACUUCGGCUCCGGGCAGUGUCCGCGGUGCCGCCGCUUCGCUCCGCUCCUCAAGGACUUCUUCCUGCGGCUCACGGAUGAGUUCUACGUGGACCGAGCCUCGCAGCUCGGCCUGGUUUACGUGUCCCGGGAUGAGACGGAGGAGCAGCGGAGCGCGUUCCUGCGGAGCAUGCCCGAGCGCUGGCUCGCCCUUCCCUUCGGGGAUGCCUUCGGCAGGGAGCUGGAGCUGCGCUUCUCCAUCUCCGAGGUGCCAGCGGUGGUGGUGCUGAAGCCAAACGGGGAGGUGAUCGUCGGGAAUGCCGUAGAGGAGAUCCGGAGCAUGGGCCCUGCUUGCUUCCAGAGCUGGCAGGAGGCUGCCGAGCUGGUGGACAGGAAUUUCCUCCUGGCAGAGGAUUGGGAUAAGCGGAGCAGGAGAAGCAUCACGGACCCCAUUCGCCGCCUCAAGUACAAGCUGGACAAGAAGAUGGAGGCAAAGAACAAGGAAAGGGAAGAGGAAGGCGAAGACUUGGAAUAGGGGCUCCGAGAAGUGGCUGCGUGGGCUGAUGCCCCUAUCCAGCAUCUCCAGGACAGCAACAUCUGCAUCCUCCUAGGACCUGGGGCAGUGAAAAGCCCCAAGAUCUUUGUCAUUUAUCUGCCAAAAACAAAAAGGGAGAAGAAAAAUAACUGCAAAAGACCAGAAUUUGGGGAAUAACUCACUAAACAAUUCAAAAAAUGGGAA
This is a messenger RNA of Melopsittacus undulatus (budgerigar), 991 nucleotides long. It is a transcript of the gene NXNL1, whose product is annotated as nucleoredoxin like 1. The transcript has 2 exons. The record is from RefSeq and is a predicted model, not a curated record. Gene Ontology annotation, cellular component: mitochondrion. Gene Ontology annotation, biological process: photoreceptor cell maintenance. NCBI's taxonomy places the organism in Eukaryota, Metazoa, Chordata, Aves, Psittaciformes, Psittaculidae. The coding region runs from base 167 to 787 and encodes 206 amino acids.